Andrographis paniculata is the source of this 3366-nucleotide messenger RNA. RefSeq lists its product as uncharacterized. The transcript is spliced from 4 exons. NCBI's taxonomy places the organism in Eukaryota, Viridiplantae, Streptophyta, Magnoliopsida, Lamiales, Acanthaceae. The record is from RefSeq and is a predicted model, not a curated record. Bases 411 to 3176 code for a protein of 921 amino acids.
UUCAAAUAUAUAUAUUUCCCAUUUAUUCUUUUAGCAGUUUUCUUGAGUAAGAAAGAGAGAGAGAGAGCGAGAGGGGGGGAGAGAGAGAGAGGAGAGAGUGGCCCAGCAGAUCGAAAUCUCCCAAAAUUUACUUGAGUUUUUGAUGAGGAUCUGAGGUUCGUCAAUGGAGUUACCAAAUCCCCCAGUCGUUUGUUCCUCCAAUUAUUAGGCAUUAGUAUUUCUCAAUUAUUAUUAUUUUUUUCUUUAUCUCGGGUUUUCAUUCGACCACUGUUGCAGUGUGAAAGCCUCUGAUUUUAUUUGUUUUUGCACAUGAUUCUCAGUUCCUCCGAAUUUGAAUAUCCCCUCCGACGAUUCAAUCCCUGAGGGUUUGGUUCUUCAGGAUAGGUCGUUUCAGGAUGUGGGUCUGAGGAAUGGGAACAAAAAUACAUGGCGGAAGCUACAUACCGGGAUUUUACUCAAUGAGGGACCUUAAUGAGGAUUCUAGCAGUAGUAGCUGGCCCGUAUUUUACAGAGACAAUAAUGCAGCAACAAACGAGCAGUAUUACAACGGAUAUUUGUCGAGGAAUUCAAUAAACGGUUAUCCGGGGCAUAGUGAAAAGGAGGCAUUGAAGCAGAAAAUGCUUGAACAUGAGACAGUUUUCAGGAAUCAGGUUUCGGAACUCCACCGUCUUUACAGAGUUCAGAGGGACAUGAUGGAAGAAAUCAAACGGACAGAACUACGUAAGCAUCGAGCAUCGAUAGAACCAGCAUCAUCGUCGAGUCUUCAAGGUUCUCAAUUGCCGUUGGAGGAUAACCGAAAAUGGCAAAUGCCAGGCUUUUCUUUGUUAAAUUCGAGUUACAGCCGAACACCUACUUCGGAAAUCGAGCUUUCGAAAUCCCCUAUGAGUUGUAUCCAAGGGAACGCAACACAGCCGGCGCAGUCCCCGCUUCAGAAUGGUACAACUGCAAAGAACAGCGAAGCGGCAGAUUCAAGGCCCUCAAAGGUGAGGAAGAAGCUAUUCGAUCUUCAUCUUCCAGCUGAAGAGUACAUAGACACAGAAGAAGGGGAGAAGCUUCUGGAGAACAAAGCGUCGAAUGUAUCAGCUUAUGCUUGUAAUGGAAAUCCGAGCAGCCAACCUGAAAGACAUACAAAGUUAUUACUUGAUAACCAUGCUGGUGUUAGAGCUGAUUGCAAGAUGGCUGAUCUAAACAAUCCUGCACAAAUCGACGAGGCGAUGGUUGCAUUAUCUGUUGAUUUUCUUGGCCGUUCUUCACAAUAUGAGCCGGCGAUAAGUACAAGUAAACCAACAAAACCCAAUGCGUGGUAUUCAUCUUUCGAAAGUAAAGUUAAUGACGGGGAGAGGUUCCCUAACGCGUAUGAAGCAGGUUCGAGCAGGAGUAAUAUUAGUUCGGUAGGUCAAGCCCGUCCGAUGCAAGGCUUCCUUAAUCAGUUUCAUCAUCCUUCGGGAAUAUAUUCUACUGGUUAUCAUGGAGAAAAUCGGGGCAAUGACCUUGCUCAACAUGGUUUAGAAUUUUCUAAUAGAACUAAUGAUCGGCCUGGUAGUAGUCAUUCACGGGCCUUGAAUUCUCGGGCGCCUGGUUUGCACCCCUUCUGUAGCUCGUCGUACUCGGCGAAUUCGUGGGAUCAGUGCGUCUCAUAUUGGUCGAAGCAUACGAGUAACUUAGCCCAAAAUGUGACACCAUUUCAGCCGUCUGCUAUGAAGUGGCACGCGAAUUCUAGUUCGAGCUUGAAUCCUGGUUUGAGAAUCAACAAGCCGAAGCAAAACAGAUUACCAGUUGAAUCUGGUAAUCAUCUUUUUGGGAAAUUUCCUCGUGAAGCUGAAUCGAAGCCUGUGGUUGAGAUUAAUUUGAAUGAAGCCUCUUCAGACGAGGUUGUGAUUCUGCAAGAUCUUAAUAAGGAUGGAAAAGAUAAGCUCGAAGAUCAUCCUCCACCACUGCCAUGGCUUAAACCGAAUCCGAGUCGUGUUAAUGUGAAUUCUGGGGAUCUCAAUCAGCAUUUUACUCCGAAGAGUGCAGGAAAAAAGAUCGUUGAGACUGAGACUCGACCUGUGAAGAAGCUUCUUGGGUUCCCCAUAUUUGAAACAGUCGUUCCAGAAAACAAGCUGUCAUCGAUUGCUUCGACUUCAGAAAACUUUGAUUGCCAGCCUAAAGGGAAGAAUGCCGUCGGUGAAAGAUUGGAGAGAAUGAUCGACAUAAAUGUAGCCUGCGAACCUGAUCAGGUUUCUGCUGAUGAACUGAAUGUCGAUAAUAGGGAGAAACAAGAUCAGAGUGCCUGUGUCAGAAACUUCAUUGAUUUGAACUCCUCUGCUAAUGAUUGUGAAGAUCUUCAGGUAGCCGAGUCUGGUAGAGAAAGUGUCGGUAUUAAGGUGCCGUUGGAUAUAGACCUCGAAGCUCCAGCGUCCAUGGAGAGUGACAACGACGAUGAUGAUAACGGAUUCAUCAAACGGAACGUUCCGAACGACUUACAGGUGCUGUCUUUAGAAACCAAAAUCGCACAAACAAAGGAUGAGAUUUCUACAAAUACAGCAGAAAUGUUAGUUGAGAUGUCGUCGUGGUACCUUCCGUCUGUCAAUCUGUCGUUACACGAAUCAUUUCUCUGGUUUGUCGAUGCCGUAGCGUCAUGGCCCGACGAGCAUGGCAGGACGACAAGGAAUGAAUCAAGAUUCAUAGACGAAUUCGAGACGAUGACAUUGCGAAUACCGGAAACGAGAGAAGCAGACUACAUGCCGACGCCCUUCGCUCCCAAAGUCGAGAUGGACGUCGACGAGACGGGAUUGAACAACACCGCAUUGGCGAGUCGGUGCCGGAGAGGUCAGUCGAGGCGAGGAAGGCAGCGGAGGGACUUCCAAAGGGAUAUCCUUCCGGGUCUGAUUUCGCUGUCGAGGCACGAGGUGAGCGAGGAUCUUCAGACGCUGGGCGGGAUAAUGAGAGCAACGGGACACGUUUGGAAUUCGGGAUUGACGAGACGGAACGGGGCGAGAGGCGGAGGCGGACGCGGCAGGCGACGAGGUGCCGCUGAAGCUGCCGCCGCCGCCGUCGUCGUUCCGAUGGUGCGAGUGGCGAAUGUGGAGGUUGGGCGGGAGGAUAGGAGCUUGAUGGGGUGGGGGAAGACGACGAGACGGCCGCGGCGGCAACGGUGCCAUUACGGUAAUGCUCCGGCAAUUGUGUUGAGCUGAGUUGAGUUGAGGUCUGUUGGUAGAGACAGAAAGAGAGGAAGGAAGGAGAGGGAGGCGUCUGAAGUUAUUUGUUGUUUAUGUCUGGUGGUGGUUUGUAAAUGUUGGGAUUAUUAUUGUUACUACUGUUAUUGUCGUUGUUGCGGAUUUUCAUUGUUUAGGAAUAACGAAUGAAUGAGUCCUGGUUACGAAU